CUUCUUCUUCUUCUACAAUGAAGUCACCAACACCAUCUAAGUCUUCAUCAACAAAUUCAUCUAUUGUAGGAUCGAGUUCUUCUUCUUCUACAAUGAAGGCAGCCACACCGUCCAACUCGCCGUCGUCGUCGAAAAUCAUCCUUUGUCCAGAUGAUCUGCUCGCCGGAAGGAGAGGGUCGCCGGAAGGAUCUGCUCGCCGGAAGGAGAGGCUGCCGGAAGGAGAGGAUCGCCGGCAAGAAGAGAGGGGACGGCAAGGUUGAGCGGCGGCGAGUAAAGGAAAAAAGGAGAGAGAGAGAGAGGAAAAAGUGGAAGUGGUGGUUGAGAUGAUCAUAAAUGCUCUCCUUCCCCUUUUGUUCAACAAAUAUCCAACCUUCCUCCUUUUUGUUCAGCAAAAUCCCGCCCAAAAUUGCCUUCACCAAAGAAAAAUGGGCCGAAAAUUAAUUUGAUGUGCCUUCGGCCCAUGGGCCCUCGGCGGGCGGCCCUUACUAGGCUGCAAGCCCACCCCGAAUUAUAUCACUCUUCUCCCACUUUCCCGCCCAUAUUUUGGCCACCCCAAAAAACUGCCCACCUCCCGCCCAGGUUUUCAGGCCGCCCAAAAACCGCCCACUUACUCCGCCCAUAAUUUCGGCUCGCCCAAAAAAGCCCCAAGCCCUCUCUCCUCUCGGCUCAUGUGUCAGUGAGUAUCUACUCACACUUUGGCCUGUGAGCAGUUUAACUUUUUUCCGGCCACGGAGGAGAAAUGAUCAAGACUAGGCAACGCCGUUUCGGCUGAGGUGGUUGGCCUUGCGUAUGGGCCAGGCCUGGAAUAAGAGCUAACCAUUAACUCAUUCGACUCCAUGAACAGAAUUAAGAAAGGCUUCGGCCCAAACAGGAAGCCAGACAAAGUCUCAGCCGUGGAUCGUUAGUGGUGUCAACGAGUGGGAAAUCCCGGCGACUGCCUAGGAACGAAGGGAACGCGGAAGCAGAGAAGCGCCGUCAAUUCCAGGCGGCGAUUUCCUCGAACUACCAGUACUGCUUUCUGCUCCAGCGCGGUGGAGCAGGAAAGGAAAGGGGAAGGCUGGAAAUAAAGAUGAGGCAACAGACGAAGCUGAACGCGAUUCGAUCAGGGCUAGUGGUGAUGGGGGCUUUAGCUUUUGGGUACUUGACAAUGGAGAUCGGCUUCAAACCUUUCCUCCUGAAAGCGCAAGAAGAAGAGCGACAGAAACAACAACAACAAGAAUCUCUCACUCCUCAAGAAAAAUCCCCAACCCACGAGUCGUAUUGAUUUCCAGGUCUGCUUUUGUUGCUUCAAUCGAAAGGUUAUAGAAAAUCUGCAUGGGAUCUAGCAAAGGGAAGCGUGCUUUAUCAACAUUCAUACCUAUGCUCAUUUGGGUCGGUAGAUUAUCGCUUUUUCUGUAUCCAUUUACUGAAGAUUUUGUACCCAGUGUUGGUCGUUCCUGGUUAAUGUUAUCAUAUUUUUAUCUUAUCCCAGCUGGGGAAAUGGGACUGGAAGAAGGUUUUAAAAACAAGAGAUAAAGUUGAGCAGUUUCUUACAUGUUGGAACACUCAGGUAUUCUGGAAAGGUAAAAUCUUGCAUAAAUUCUCUGUGAAAACAGUAUGGAAGGACCUGAGAAUGGUUGCCCCUAAAGUAGCUUGGUAUGCUUUGACAUGGGAGCACUACUGUGUGCUCAGACACAGUUUAGUUAGUUGGCUUGUGAUAAAAGACAGGAUAUAUACAAGGGAUAAGCUGAAGCUGUGUGGGAAAGUCUCUGAUCACAGUUGUGUGCUUUGCAGCAGAGGCCAUGAAUCCAGAAAUCAGUUGUUCUUUAUGUAUGUAUUCCAAGACAGUUUUGCAGAGCUGCUUGCAACUUCUUCAGGUGCAGUACAUGGGGUUCUCUCAGUAUGAUCAGUAUGUGCAGACUGCAGUGGGCGAUUCCGAAGUUUUGGGGUAGAAGGCCGAGGCUAAGAUUGAAAGAUUAAUGUGGAAUGUUAUGGUAAGUUUGAUAUGGAGGGAAAGAUGUAGUAUUUGCCAUGGUGGACAUGCUGUUUCUCAAUAACAUUUAGUCCACAGGAUUAGGAGUACUCUUGAGCUGGUUUGUCUGGGGAAUAGUCAAUUGCAGAGUGACUGUCAUCUUACUGGUAUUGUUUUGUGUUAAAGUCGAAAUUAGUAUGGGCUGUUGCUGGUUAGGUACGUGAGUAGAUAGAGUUCCUCAUUGUUUGAGUUCUUAUACUGUAACACUUCAGAUUGGAUUCUCGAAUUGAGAAUACCAUAGGAGCUUCAAUAAUAGUUUUGAUUAACCAUAAAAAAAAACGAAAUGAGACUAGAAUUUCACCAUUGAUAGACUCUGUAAAUUGGACACGUGAGCUCAAUUCAGAUAAAGAUACAGGUUUUUUUAUGGCUUUCUGAAUCCCAUAAUAAUCACUUGCUUCUCCAGUAUUCUAUUCCCUAGCAUAAAAGGCUCCCUUUCUUUGUUCUUAACUGCAGAACAUAACAUCGGCCAUUGGCUCCCUUUCUUUAUUCUUAACUGAUUGAUCAUCAAGAAAAAAAAAACCAGACCCCUAUCUCUCUCAUCACCGAAAUUCUUCAGCAAGGUUUUGGCCGAAAUCGCAUAACUCGUGAGUAAUUAGCGAUUGACAUAAGCUAGUGCUAAUUGUUUUCAACAUAGAACACACAUCCAUCUCUCUCAAAGUUGAUCAUGAAACAUCUCGCAACACACGUGGACGACCAUGACCAUGACCAAUUGACCAUAAUAUUUCUGGGUAUUUAACGGAAUAAUGGACCGGUGUAUUCAAUAGGGUACCUGGUCGAGAUGGGGAUAUGGAAAGUUAAUGCUGUUUUCUUUCAAUUCCAUCCGUCUGAUAAUCUUCCAUUAGCGAUGUUUCCUUUUUUUUUUGUGUGUGCCAUUCAAUCACUGUCAAAGAGAGGAAAUGAUAAGAUCCAUACAAAAAACCUAUACAGUAAAACCGAUAUAAUACGAAGCCAAGAAACAAAGUCGAACCUCAGGCAACACUCGAGGUGACAAAAACAAGGCAUAUGAUAGGCCACUGAAUGAGCUAGCUUGUUACUAUUGCGACCAACGAGCCUCAGACUAUACCCCAAACCCACAUCCAAGAGUGACGAAAUCUCACGAAGGAUGGAACCCACUUUAGCAUCAUGGAAAUCACCCGCUCUUAAUUUGUCAAUACUCACUUUGGCAUUCCCACAAAUAGCAACAUUCAUAAAGCCUUGUACCCGACACUCUUGAGUACAAUCUCGGGGAGCUAGCGUCUCAAAGAACAUGAGUGUCAUUGAUCACUCGAUACAUAUUUGUAGCAGCAACAAUUACCAAACCUAGGCCAUCACGUAUAACAAAAGUAGUCAUCCCCGAGGCAUCAUUACUAGUCGCACCAUCAAAGAAACCUAGAAACUCAGUUGAAUGAGAAGACGACGGAUCGGUAAUCAUGAAAUGAAGGUGAGAUUAAAGCUGGACAACACAAGUGACGUGCAAAAAUCAUAUCAUAGUAGUAAAUUCUAAGAUGUCUUAAGAUCAUAUUCCACAAGAACUUCUAAUGCAUCACUACUCACGUCAAACCAUCCAAUGCUUCAACAAUAAAAGUAAAAAUAUUUAGUGCAAUUUUCGAGUAACAUAAACAAUAACCAUCCAA
Molecule: messenger RNA, 3624 nt
Organism: Linum trigynum
Lineage: Eukaryota; Viridiplantae; Streptophyta; Magnoliopsida; Malpighiales; Linaceae
Source: the annotation of a GenBank genome assembly